Neoarthrinium moseri is the source of this 1413-nucleotide messenger RNA. RefSeq lists its product as uncharacterized. Gene Ontology annotation, biological process: regulation of intracellular pH. The coding region runs from base 1 to 1413 and encodes 470 amino acids. NCBI's taxonomy places the organism in Eukaryota, Fungi, Ascomycota, Sordariomycetes, Amphisphaeriales, Apiosporaceae. The transcript has 3 exons. Gene Ontology annotation, cellular component: vacuole; membrane. The record is from RefSeq and is a predicted model, not a curated record.
AUGGAACAAUCUGCUCAAGUUAUUUCUGUUGCAGUUACCCACCCUAACUCGCAUUCAGAUGCCCCGAAGAUUGAGGCCAUCGAAUUGGUAGCGGGUCCUACCAGUGGUAAAGGCAGUCUCAAGACGAGUAAAUUGCAGCUCAAUCAAACUACCCUCGCAUUCUUCCUGAUGGGCAUUCUAGUCGGUCUCCCAACUAUGCCCAUCACCACGGCGGCAGCCCAAAUGUUCGAGGGCAUCACUGGUGUCUAUGGCAUAUGUCUGUCUCUCACUGCUGCUAUUUCGUCAUUUGCUGGCCCUAUGAUCGCUCGUUACGUACCAUAUGACGUCUGCAAUAUCGCGUUAACCCUGGCUUCGGCUCUGGCUUAUGUCAUAAGUACUCUGCCUGACCCACUAGGCAAUCCCACUGGUUUCAACAAGACCGGUCCUGUUAUUGGAACUAUGCUGGCAGGCUUCGUCUAUGCAUUCGGCACCCAGAACUAUCUUUCCGUUGCAGCGUUCUUCCCUAGCGAAGCAGUUAUAGCGCUUAGCGUAGGGAGUGGCUUGUCCAUAAUUCUCGGAGCUGGAGUGUUUAUCGGACUCAUGAACGGCGCCUUUGAUAAUGACUGGAGAAGGUGUUUCCUUGUGUUUUUACCUACAACCAUACUGAUGCCUUUUGUUUGGUAUUUCAUGUUUGAUAAGAAGCGUCGGACCGCUGCUGAACUGUCCAGAAAACGAAGCUUGCAAAAACCAUCGGGUUCCUCGAACUCUAGUGAUGUUGAAUCCAACAGGCAAGCGAAUAACGGUGAGCCCACCGACGAAGGUUCAAACAGUACGGACAAUGAUGGAGUCCGUGUCACAAGAGUGCUCAGGCCCGGUUUCGGUCCCAAUAGGACUCGAGUGGGCAUGCUGUUGAAGAAAAUAUUGCCGCAAUACGUUCUGCCUCUGAUCAUUUGCACAACAUGCGCCAUCUUCUGUCUUUUUGGGAUAGCACCUACCCUUCAUACCUUGAAUCGAUUUGAGGGUGGCCCAAAAGGAGACCUGGAAUUUCAACUUGUGUUCUUUGCUUACGGCAGCGCGCAGUUCCUCUUUAGCGUACUCGUUGCCGUUAAGCCAGUACCUAUUGUUUGGAUAUGGACAGGUAUAGAGGUGGCACUGACAGCCAUUGCUCUUGCCCAACUCUGGUACCCGUUUUUGAACCAUUUCUGGGUUUGGUGGGUUAUCAUGUUUAUGGUUGGCGGCUGUGUGGGUGGGGGUGUAACGAACACAAACUAUAGGAUUUCUCAGGAUAUGCAAAAAGCCGGAGAGCCGGACGAGGUUCGCAGCUUUGCCAAUAGUUAUGCUGGAUUAGGAAACUUUGGCGGAGAUGCACUUGGUGGUGCUUUGGGGCUGGUGAUUGAGGCCGUCGUUGCUAAAGGAUUGAAGCCUACGCCAUAA